Paramisgurnus dabryanus is the source of this 1217-nucleotide messenger RNA. Its product is annotated as G2/M phase-specific E3 ubiquitin-protein ligase-like. The record is from RefSeq and is a predicted model, not a curated record. Gene Ontology annotation, molecular function: ubiquitin-protein transferase activity. Lineage: Eukaryota; Metazoa; Chordata; Actinopteri; Cypriniformes; Cobitidae.
GAGCUGUGUCAUGAUCUUGCACUUGAUGGGAGGAGUAACAAGAGACCGGAUUCGAAAAUGGGCAGUGAGGAUACUGAAGACUGGAGAACUGAGCCUGACUUGAACCGUGCUGCUUAUAUAUUUCGACGUUCUGCACUGCAAGAAAUGGAGAAUCAACCAGAUCUUGUGGCAAAGAUGAAUCUACUUAAAAGUCCUGAAGAGAGAGAAAGAGAAAUACUGACAUUUUACAAAAACCCUUUGACCAACUGGGCACGUCCAUUGUCUGUUGUACUUGGGGAAAACUGUGGUAAAAAAUUGUUCUUUAAUGGACAAGAAGACCAUUUGGUGCCUUCCACUUCUCGGCUAUUACUUGAUAGUGACCUUUUCCGUGUCAUUGGACGCAUGAUUGGACAUUCCUUCCUACACGGUGGUCCCUUUCUCACUGGUUUGAGUCAGUCUUUGUUCAAUCUGCUGAUUGGACAGAAGGAUGAGGUAGCUGUUGUAGAACUAGAAGACUGCCCUGACACUGAUGUGACUGAUAUUGUUUCACUUCUUCAAGGGUCUGGUAAUCUGACAGAAGAUGAACGUGACCAAGUAAAUCAUUUGGCAAUCAGCUGGGAUCUCCCACCAGUUAAUGAGAACAACAGAAAGUGGUUGGCACAAAGUAUCCUUUACCAUGCAGUCAUUGUUCGAAGGGAGAAGCGAAUUCGUCAGAUCAGACAGGGGUUAAAAGACACAGGAGUCUUGUGUAUGAUAAAAGAACGGCGUGAUCUGAUUGAUGUUCUUUUUCCAAGAUCAUCAGCGAAAAGGAUCACUUCAGAGAUGAUCCUCAACAGAACUAUAUGGCCAAGAGUUGACAUUGAUGAUGAAGAGUAUGGUGACUAUACUCUGGAGGACACAUGCAAAAUGACUGUUUUUUUUUUUCGAGAGUACAUCGAAAAGGGCACACCAGAAGAGCUGAUACAACUCAUUCAGUUCUGGGUGGGUUGGGGUGUUCUUUCUCAGAAUCUAUAUGUAGAGGUGUCCUCUGAUGUUGCAAUGCCAACUGCAUCCACUUGCAGAGAAACAAUCAAGCUCCCAGUGAAAUACAGCACUUAUGAGAGUUUCCAGAAGGACCUGAAAGCUGCUGUAUCAUCCACAGACAGUGGGUUUGGUUUGGUGUAAUUACUGUUCAGUGAACAAACAUGUGACUUCAAAUCAAUUCUAAAGUUUAAGUUAAACUACAUACAGGUCACAGU